This is a messenger RNA of Oryzias latipes (Japanese medaka), 2957 nucleotides long. It is a transcript of the gene dcun1d3, whose product is annotated as defective in cullin neddylation 1 domain containing 3. Gene Ontology annotation, molecular function: cullin family protein binding; ubiquitin-like protein binding; ubiquitin conjugating enzyme binding. Gene Ontology annotation, biological process: protein neddylation. NCBI's taxonomy places the organism in Eukaryota, Metazoa, Chordata, Actinopteri, Beloniformes, Adrianichthyidae. The record is from RefSeq and is a predicted model, not a curated record. Gene Ontology annotation, cellular component: ubiquitin ligase complex.
AUAACGUUGCUACACUCAAUGACUUAAAGGGGGAGAGCACAAAGAAGCAGAGUGCUUUAGUCCAAGAUUAUCUUUUCACUUUUUUCAGUCAACAAACAGAGCUAAAAACAGUUUAAAAAAAAAUAUUUAUUUUUUUUUCAUUAUUUUUGCCUUUCCUUCCCUCUGCGUGUCGUCUAGAAUCAGACAUUAAUGUAGAAGUUUUUUUUUUUUCCUUUUUUUUGUCAGCUCACCGCUAAAGCUAGCAAUCUGAGUUAACGCGACGAGUUUCUCAGUUCGCUUGUAGUCGCUUUCGGCUAACUUACUUUGUUACCUAAUUUAACUGGCACUCUUUGUAGCGAUGUCAAUCCAUCCACCACACGAGAAACUGUCUUUUCAAUUAGCUUUGCAGUGAUGUCAAGGUCACAAUGAUGGCGCAGAACUGAAAGAUAAUGCCAUCACGAUGAGUAUCUAGAGAGAGUUUAACUUCUCCAAUUAAAGUUUUGGUUUAUGACAGAUCUAGCACAGGCCUGAGGGUAUGUUGAGACGUCUCGCCUGGCCAGAUCAGAGGCGUUUAGGUGGUUCGGACGGGGACUGAAUGUGAGGAGGAAGGGAGAGGGACCAGUGAGAGAGACAUGGGCCAGUGCGUCACCAAGUGUAAGAAUCCAGCGUCCACACUCGGCAGUAAGAGUGGAGACAAGGACAGCAGUUCCAAGUCCAGCAAGAAAAGUGGCACUGCUGGAGGCGGGAGCCACAAAGAAGAGCUGAGUGCUCCAUGUAGCAAAGCCACCAGUGAGCUUUCAAAUGGCACCAAAACCCCUGAUGUUACAGUGGAGACACCCAUCCUCCCAUCACUGAUGGGGGAGUCCCUCAAAGAUGAUCGUGUGAAUGGAGAUGGAUUGUCCAUGUGGCGUAUCGAGGAGCUCUUCUGUUGCUACAAGGAUGAACAGGAAGAUGCCAUAUUGGAAGAAGGCAUGGAGAGAUUUUGCAAUGAUUUGUGUGUGGACCCAGCUGAGUUUCGUGUUCUGGUUCUUGCCUGGAGGUUUCAAGCAGCCACUAUGUGCAAGUUUACAAGGAAGGAGUUUGUUGAGGGGUGCAAGGCCAUAAAGGCGGACAGUAUAGAGGGCAUCUGCUCACGCUUCCCCUGCAUGUUGGUGGAGGCCCAGGGUGAGGAGAACUUCAAAGACCUUUACCGCUUCACCUUCCAGUUCGGCUUGGACGCUGACGAGGGCCAGCGCUCUCUGCAGCGUGACAUCGCCAUUGCCUUGUGGCGGCUGGUUUUCACACAAAACAAGCCAGAGAUCCUGGAACACUGGCUGGACUUCCUUGCUGAGAACCCCUCUGGAAUUCGGGGCAUCUCAAGGGACACGUGGAACAUGUUCCUCAAUUUCACACAGGCUAUAGGGCCUGACCUGAAUAACUACAGCGAGGACGAGGCCUGGCCCAGCCUCUUCGACACGUUCGUAGAGUGGGAGUUGGAGCGCAGAAAAAGAGACCAGGCACUGUUUGCAAAACAGGAAGAAGAAAAAUGUUCUACGACAGAGGCUUCUUCCACCACAGAUGGACUUGAAACAGAGGGGGGUCGUGGGUCACAGACAUGGGGGGGGCACUGACCAGAAAAUAAUCAACAUUUGCAAGAGAGAGAAGGAUACUUUUAAGUGAAACGUACAUCUGUGAAUCAUUGGAUAAAUGAGUAUUACCAUUUCAUUCGCUUUUUUUAGCUCUCCGUUAAUAUUGGGAUUGGAUUUCCGCUUUUCUCUUGUGUUAUGUUCUAAGGGCUCUAAAACUGUUUUAAGCACUUCUAUUUAAGUUAUUUUAUGUUUCCCCCUUCCUUCCAUAUGUUUUUAGUCAUUGAACUUGUGGUCUAUUUUAAUACCAACACAUACACACCUUAAACCAGCAGAAUUUGCUAAAUAAAAACGUGGUUUUUAAAGUGGUCAUAACGGAGCCAUAAGCCUUUUACCCAAAUUUGACAGAUUUAACCUAAUGUGUUUUGUAUAAUGAUUUGGUUUCUAAUAAAGAAGGGACAUUUUAGCAGCCUGUCUGCAAAUAAUUUCUUAUCAGACAUGAAAAUUGUAAUAUCUAAGAAAGUAUUGUGUGUUGAUUGGACCUAUAUUGUCAGAUAUUAGUUUUGAUUUCCAGUGCAAUGUGGGUUCAUUUACUCUGAUUGGCUUCACGGCGACUUACUAAUACAUGCAAAAAACCAUUGAUCUCAGUGGGCGAUUGAAUUACAUUGUGUUUUUUUGGGAAUAUUUAAAUCUUGGUAUGGUUUCCACGGUAACUGACGCACCAUCUCUUGCGUGGAGUGGUUUUGAGUGCUUAUUGGGCUUGAGAAGCAGAGCUUGUUUUAAGCAGUGGCUUUGCUUCCAGUUGACCUCAAUUCUGUUGAUGUCCACCAAUUUUCAAGAGGGAAUUAAAGGGAUGCAACAGAAAGUCAAUGACACUGGCCCAUGUCAGUUGCUUCAUAGAUAUCAUCUGGGAGACAUAUAUUGCAAGUAUAUCCAAGUAUGAAUACUCUAAAGUAAAUGGAUAAACUUGCAGUAUAUUUAGAAUAGUUGGAAGUCUCACAAAGGUCCUUUUGUACUCCAAGAGUUUGAGUUUUUGCAUCUUUAAACUGCAACACAAAAAUAUGCAACUUUUGAAGUUAUUUUGAUUGCAUAAAUAAUGGCUGUAAUUGCACAGAAACCAAUGACUUGUUAACUUGCUGUACUCUGAAUGCUAUGCGGAGAUUGAUGUUAAACACAUUUAAAAUCUUGAGACUUUUCCAAACUGUGCACAUAAAGUGCUACUUUGAAACGAGUGUUAAUUAAACCUGCUGGUUAUCAACAGACUGUGAUAAGGGUCCAGUUUGAGGUUGGGUAUUACCAGGUUUAUUUGGUUUACAUUUUUUUCUUUUCUUAUUUUUUUGUUUGUAUACCAAGCAUGUUCAUUUCAGUUUAUAAUGAAAUAUAAAAACAAAUAAAAGCAGGUAUGUAUUUUUA